Neurospora tetraspora is the source of this 1822-nucleotide messenger RNA. RefSeq lists its product as uncharacterized. Gene Ontology annotation, molecular function: catalytic activity. Bases 23 to 1336 code for a protein of 437 amino acids. The transcript has 3 exons. The record is from RefSeq and is a predicted model, not a curated record. NCBI's taxonomy places the organism in Eukaryota, Fungi, Ascomycota, Sordariomycetes, Sordariales, Sordariaceae.
GUCAACAAAGAGCAUAUUUCUGAUGGACAUCGCGAUGGAAGCUCCAACGGGCGCCUCCUCCUGGCGUAAGCAACUCCUCCAUUCCUGGAAUCAAAUCAACGACAACUCAGAGCCUGAUCCCAGGUUCAAUCCAAUUUAUCUCGAUGGCUUCAAGUCAGCUUACGAGGGCGGUCUCGAUCGACUUCGCCUCUCCCUUAUUUUAUCCAGUCUCUUCAAGCAACCAGUUUACCUGACCAAAAGAAUACCCUAUGGACCUGGAGACGUUCUCGAACCAGAACAUGUGUCGACCAUCAAGAUUCUAUCGGCACUGGUCAUAGCGGCUAUAGUCAGUGAUGACUUCUACCUCACCAACUUGCUGUUCGACCCGCAUAUCAUGGACCAAGAUGGGAAAACAACCAUGAUGUGUAGGAAAUGGGAUGGAUCUGCUGCCAUGCUCUUUCUCACCAUCCUUCCCUAUGUUUUGUUCUGCCACCUCGGGUCUCGGGACAUCGGCGCUUAUGACUACCCAAAGGACUACGGAUUCUCGUUCAAAACCAUCGAUAGCUCUUACGUGCUCUCCUCCAACGGGCCAUCGAUCAUUUAUCUGCAAAAAGUCUUUCUUCCCAACUUGAGUUUGCUCGGUGUGCAUCCGAGGUCCUUUGUCGACUUGUCAAUGACGAAAGUGGAAAACCGAUUUCCUAGUCAACCAGACCUCUACAUCACUACAGAGGAGUUGGAACUGGAAAUAUCUAUCAAUCCUCUUGUUGCGCCGCUGAAAAGACGGAUUGACUUGACCAAUCGGGGGGAAAUAUGGAAAGUAACCGCUUACGCUCACUGCCCAGACUACGUCUCUUCGAGGUUCACGCAGCUUCUUGAGAACGAGAUGUGCGCCGCUUUCCACUGCCAGCAAGGACCCCGUUAUACGGGUAGUCAAGAGAACUCGGACACGGAGAAGCUGAUUGAAGUGGAGCACGUGCAAACCGACCCCCGAAACUCUCCAGAGCCCACUGAGUCAUACAUUGGAUACGAGCUCACACGGCCAUUACCCUGUGAAAUUAUUAAUCAAGAAGACAAGGUGGGAGAUGCGAGUACUUUUGUAUCUUCAGACGAACAGGCUGAUGGGUUCAUACUUGAUCUCAUUCGAGAUGGUCUGCGUGGACUGCGGGCUGAGCUGCUUCAUGGUCAUGCCGUGGACAGGCAACAAACCUGGGGGUUCAUGUCGUUCUACCAGUUGAUGGCUCCCAGUUAUGUGGACUGGAACGACGGGAGCAGGAGAAUGGUAGUCAAAGAGUUCAGGGAGGACUACUCUGGUCUAUAUCGCAAAAUACAGGUCUUCUUCGGAAAGGCCUUGGACUAGGUUGGUGAGAGGGCUGCUUCAGUUCGACAAGAGGCGCACGACGAACUAGCCAAGGUACACGGCCGUGACUUUCGGACGGUAAGAUUGACCGCGUCAGUUGGGUAACAUACGGUGUCGUAGGAAAGCGUGGACCCAGCGUUGAGAAAUGAGGAAGCGGUAUAUUCAUAUGAUAGAACAACGACGACUCGGACGGAGAAGGUAUGCGUUCUGGUCGGGGAACUGAGCACUGGUCUUGCAAAAACCACAUGUAUACCUGUCGUAUCAUUAGAAGCACCGCAGAUCUGUCACUGGAACUCACCAUGGAAGAGUCAGUAUAGUUUGCAAUAGCGCAGAUUUUAAUGCUCCAUGAAUACAUACAGUUUCUGGAAUAACACAUCGAACUGGGCGUCAAGUGUAGGUAGUGUAUCAUCGUGAUACAAAUAUUUAUUUGACCCCCGGUGGUUUCCCCAGCAAUUAUCGCUGCCGCCAAGCAAGCUUCACGGCACC